AUGCUGCACCAAGGGCAGCUGCGCAUAGGUACAGGAAGCGCCAAGCGCGCUCCGGAUCUUCAUGAAGCGACAUGCGGUACAAGGCCAUCUAGGCCAGGGGUGGGUCAUAGCGCCAGGGGCGGGGUCACAGCGGUCCAGACCGCUAUCUUUGUAGGCACGGGCGGCGCACCGCCGUGCGGGGAGUCUAGCAGAGCAGGGGCAGGCAUAGGCAGAGCUGGGGCUCCACAAUCUGAAGGGAAGUGUUGCGGGGACCUCAAAGUCUCUGUACCAUGGAAAUAUGUGAUACCCAGGUACAACAAGAUCAUUCCCGUACAAUAUCUUCCGGAUGGUCACAAUCUCGCUGAGCCAUCGAAGUUAAGGCAGGUCCACGCCACAGAGUUGUUACGGUUUUGGCAUAGCAGACAGGAGGAAGGUGAAGAGCAUGUCUUUGAAUUCAUAGGAUGGUGGGACAAUGAUAGUGAGGACAUCGUCCUUGCAACCGAGCAAGAUGGGCGUGUCACUAGCCGGGCAUGGCCUAUCACCCAGAUGAAGAAACCAUCAGGAUCAAAGUCAAAGCAGCCUGGUUAUCAUGGGCAAUCUACUGCUGGACACGCUUCUGGUAAAAAGAUGAAGGACAAUGAGCCAGCCGCUGCACAUCGUUCCGGAGUCAAGGUAGUGAAGAGCACCUCAUCUUCAACUCCCCAACACAAGAGCGAGAAAUCCAAGAACACACUCAAGUCAUCCGAGGAGGAUAUUCACUACACAGGGAUGGUAGCUGAUGGGUCUUCUGCUGAACCAUCCGAGGACUCGGAUGAUGAUAUGCCACCUCCCCGGAAAGGAAGCAAUGACUCUGAAAGUGAGAUUGAACAGGAUGUCCCUCAAAAGGCGAUUGCGGCUUCAGGCAAACAUGCCAGGAAGGAUAUGGCCGUAAAUAUCAAGGCUUGGACCCCCGAUAUAAGCUCGACGGGGAGCAGGGCACUGGUCAGUCAAGAAAAGGAAGCUGUUAAACAUAAUGCAAAGGUUACUGCACGCGAUCGAUCUAAGUCCGGAGUGGCAGAAGCAGUAAUUCCGCCAGUUUGGCUGGUGGGACCAGCCUCCUGGGCUGGUCGCGGCGCGCCUGUCAACCAGGCAAAUGUCAAUCGUGAAGCUUCCGCAUCAAACAGAACGGCGACACAUGCAAUGCCCAUGGCAUGCCAUCUGACCAGUGGUGAACAUGCAAGGAAAAAAGGAAGGAAACGUCCUGCCGAAGAAACUUUAGAAGAGUUGCCUGCGAAACAGACAAGAAGCCGAGGAAUUGUAAAACCGGUCACUGAAAAUGUGAAAGAGCCCGCAGCCAAGAGACUGAAGAAAAGGGUCGCUGAGGAAUCUAUGGAAGAAUCUCCUUCAAAAUGUACCCGGAGCAAAACCUCUGACCACCUUCCCACGGCACGUGCGCACAAGCCAAACUCCCGAUAUGCUACCGACUAUGUAAGAACUUGA
This is a messenger RNA of Suillus discolor, 1458 nucleotides long. RefSeq lists its product as uncharacterized. NCBI's taxonomy places the organism in Eukaryota, Fungi, Basidiomycota, Agaricomycetes, Boletales, Suillaceae. The transcript has 4 exons. The record is from RefSeq and is a predicted model, not a curated record. The coding region runs from base 1 to 1458 and encodes 485 amino acids.